UAAAACUGCUGGGGCGCUCAGAGAACAAACACAGUCUGCUGUGGGACUCUGUUGAGCACUUCUCAGACUCUAAGCCUCUGCCCUGGAUUAUUUGGGACAGAAGGAAACUUGAAUAUGGACUACACAUGGCUGCUGCUGCUCCUGCUUGACCUCGGUGGAGCUCUUUGUGCUGUGGUGCAAUGGAAAGAAUUAGAUGAAGCAAAGGCCUAUUUGAAGCAGUAUGGUUACCUGAAUGAACCCACUGAUCCACAGGACCCUCAUUACCUGGAGGAGGUCAUUGAAGCUCUCAGGGUCUUCCAAAAGGCGAAUGAUCUGCUACCUACUGGAGAAAUAGAUGACGCUACUCUGGAUGUGAUGAGACAGCCGCGCUGUGGCAUGGAGGACCCCUUCAACAAGAAACACCACAAAUACAGAGUGAUGGGUCGUUGGAGAAAGAGGAGUCUGACUUACCGCAUCUACAACUACACACCUGACAUGAAGAGGGCAGAGGUGAAGGCGGCCAUCCGUGCUGCCUUCAAGUACUGGAGUGAUGUGGCUGCUUUGACCUUCAGAGAGGUCGACUAUGGCAGAGCAGACAUUAAGAUCUCCUUCCAUAAAAAAGAUGGCUCCUGCUCCACCCCAUUCGAUGGCCUUGGUCAUGUACUCGCUCAUGCUGAGUCGCCAGAAUCUGGUAUUGUCCAUUUUGAUGAGGAUGAGUUCUGGACAGAGGGAACAUAUUAUGGCACUAAUCUCCGCAUUGUGGCUGCCCAUGAAAUUGGCCAUGCCCUCGGCCUGGGCCACUCUCAGUACAGAAGCGCUCUGAUGGCUCCAGUCUACUCUGGUUACCGUUCCAACUUCAGACUGUAUUCAGAUGAUAUCAGAGGCAUCCAGGCGUUAUACGGCAAGCGCAUCACCAGCACUUUAACCAGUCCAACAACACCAGAUGGUCUGUUUCCAACAAAAAGCAGCCAUGAUCCUGAGAGCGUCCCUGACCCCUGCACUGCCACACUCGAUGCUAUCAUGUUAGGUCCAUGGAGGAAAACCUUUGCAUUCAGUGGUGAUUACGUCUGGACCAUCUCUGACCUGGGGCACAACACACCAUUAAGGACUGACAGGUUCUGGCGCGCCCUCCCUGGAAACCUGAAUGCUGCCGUGCACUCUCCAAGAACCAACAAGACAUACUUUUUUAAGGGCAAAAAAGUCUGGAGGUACACCAUGUUCUCGCUGGACUCCGGCUACCCCAAGGACGUUAAACGGAUCCCUGCCAAUAUUGAUGCAGCCCUGUACCUGGAAAGGCCCAAGAGGCUGAUGUUUAUCAAGGGUUCGGAGUUCUGGCAGUGGGAUGAGCUGGGGCACAAUGGCUUAACUCGCUACCCCAAACCACUCUCUUUGCUCUUCACCGGACUGCCGCCCAGUCCGGAUGCAGUCUUCACCUGGACCAAUGGCAAGGUCUUCUACUUUAAGGGGGAUGAUUACUGGCGCCUGAGUGACACGCUGAUUGUAGACAGAGGCUACCCCCUGAGCAAGAAGGAGCGCUGGAUGCAAUGCUAGGGGUCGACCAUCAGGGGGCAGCAUGUAUUAAGGGGUCUGCAGCAGCGGUGCUGGGUCUUCUACUCCAGAGGCAUUGACAACCAUGCAACCUCAACAGCAGUGAUUAAUUGUGAAUUAUCAUCCAUAAAAAAAUGUAUAGGAAUUGAUUUUAUGUCACUGGAUCUGAAUUCAAUCCAAUCUACUCCUCUCUGCAGCGGGCUGAUUUGUGGGGCUUACUUCUUGAGCACAAACGUGUGUUUUUGUGAGUGUGAGAAUUAUGUAAGCUUUUGUAUGAUCUCAGGGAGAAAUCAAGGGAGGCCUUCUGUUUUUCUCUCAAACAUAUGUGUUGGAUUAUGUGUCUUAAUACUUUCAGUAAGAUGUAAUAUGAUGAUGGGAGUGUGCACUUUCUGUUCAGACAUUUUGUUAAAGCAAUUACGCAACGCUUUGAAAGUACGUUCAGUGCUCUUAAAUGGUACUAAACGCUUCCAUUAUCUAAAAAAAAAAAUCACACUGGUCUGUGAGAAAUCAUGUGGCACUGAUUUGUGUCCUGAUUUUUUUUUAAGUGAAAAUGUAAACAUUUCUACGAAUAAACAAGACAAAAUGUCUGCUGUAAAA
Messenger RNA from Epinephelus fuscoguttatus (brown-marbled grouper), 2124 nucleotides. It is a transcript of the gene mmp19, whose product is annotated as matrix metallopeptidase 19. NCBI's taxonomy places the organism in Eukaryota, Metazoa, Chordata, Actinopteri, Perciformes, Serranidae. The transcript has 9 exons. Gene Ontology annotation, cellular component: extracellular matrix. Gene Ontology annotation, molecular function: zinc ion binding; metalloendopeptidase activity. Gene Ontology annotation, biological process: collagen catabolic process; proteolysis; extracellular matrix organization. Bases 115 to 1530 code for a protein of 471 amino acids. The record is from RefSeq and is a predicted model, not a curated record.